AUGGGAUUUGGAAGACGACUUCCCGAAUUCAUCACCGGCAGCUCUUCCAACAAAUUCACAGUCACGGCGGCGGCCGCUUUCAUCGUUUUAUCUCUUGUUCUCAUCGCCACCGUUUGCUCCCCAAUUUCUUACCUUCCCCUGAAAUUCGCCCUUUCGGGCACUAAACCACCGGAACAAACCUGCGAAAGCCGGGAACAGAGGAGCUCUUACCUCAAGCACCGAUCCCCUGAACUGCCUCCCUAUCUACUCUCCAAGCUCCAAGAAUACGAACGCCGCCACCGCCGCUGCGGCCCGCUCUCUGAAUCGUUCAACACAACUUCACCCCUCGGAACCCACAACGAUUUCUCCGACGGAGGCGACUGCAAAUUCGUCGUCUACACGCCUUCGCAGGGGCUGGGGAACCGGAUCCUGGGUCUCACUUCGACUUUCCUCUUCGCUCUGCUCACGGAUCGGGUCCUUCUCGUCGAUUUCAGCGCUGACAUGGACGAACUCUUCUGCGAGCCGUUCCCCAAUUCGACCUGGCUCCUGCCCGGAAACUUCCCCUUCAGGUCUGAUUUCUACGGCGGCUGGUUCAGGGACGUCUACAGCUACGGGAAAUUGCUGGAGAAGAAAUCGCCCUCGUCAUCGUCGCCGUGGAAUUCAACCCUCCUGCAGAUCUUCCUCGACGAUAAGUACAGCGAAUACGACAAGCUCUUCUUCAAAGACGAGAAUCAAGGGUUUCUCGAGAAAAUCCCAUGGCUGGUUCUGAUUUCGGAUGGGUAUUUCAUCCCCUGCCUGUUCCAGAUGCAGACUUUCAGGUCAGAACUGGAGAAAUUGUUCCCCAACAACAAGUCCACCGUCUUCCACCAAUUGGGGAAUUACCUACUCGCCCCUUCCAAUCAAGCCUGGUCGCUCAUCACCAAAUUCUACGACGCCCACCUGGCGAAAGCAGAGCAGAGAAUCGGAAUCCAGAUCAGGGUUUUCGACCCUCAAGCAACCCCGACUCCAGUCGUCAUGAAACAGAUACUCUCCUGCACUGAAACACGAAGAAUCCUGCCUCGAUCUCGACAAUCCAACGAGACAUCAAAAGCCGACGAGGUGACACUCCGAAACGAGAAAUCGAAGUCGAUCCUCGUAGCAUCGCUGUCGCGAAAGUACUACGAGGAGAUCGAUUGGAUGUACGGGACGAGGAGAAGGCAGUCCACGGGGAUCGCGGUUUAUCAGGCUAGCCACGAAGGGAAGCAGCAUUCUGGGGAUAACUCGCACAACAUGAAGGCGUGGAUGGAUAUCUAUCUGUUGAGCACGAGCGAUGUGCUGGUGACGAGCAGUAUGUCGACUUUUGGAUAUGUGGCUGCAGGGAUUGCAGGAGUGAAGCCAUGGAUUGUGAUGAUUCCUGAUCCGUACCAUCCCCGGGGUGCUAAUGAAUCGGCUUGUGAGAGGGCGAUCAAUCUGGAGCCGUGUUUCCAUUUCCCGCCGUGGUUUGCUUAUCCCGAUCCGCCGGGGACGGGUGGUCCGGUGGGGAGGUGUGAGGAUGUGUCGUGGGGGCUGAAGCUCGUCGGCGGCCACAAAACAAGGAGGUAG
Linum tenue is the source of this 1560-nucleotide messenger RNA. Lineage: Eukaryota; Viridiplantae; Streptophyta; Magnoliopsida; Malpighiales; Linaceae. The record is from the annotation of a GenBank genome assembly.